This is a messenger RNA of Symbiodinium natans, 2112 nucleotides long. NCBI's taxonomy places the organism in Eukaryota, Dinophyceae, Suessiales, Symbiodiniaceae. The record is from the annotation of a GenBank genome assembly.
AUGACCCGUGUGUGGCUUUCACGGCUGCUGCAUGUGCUUUUGAACGCAUGUGCGAGUGCAUCGCUGGUCAAUACUACUUUUGUGAAUGAGCUCGACUUCGACUGCAGCUUGUUUUGGCAUGGGGCCGACUCCGGCCCUCGCAAGGACUUUGGCCCGCUGCUUGCUGGUGGGCAGAAAGUGCUAGAGGCAUAUGAGGGACACAUCUUCACGCUCGCACGUGCGGGCACUUUGACACCUUUGCUUCGAGUCCAAAUUGACUCGACAGCUCGCCGUCACGUCCUGAACACGCAAACCGGUGCAUCAUCUGCGUCUAAUGCAUCGGCGGCCGAGUUGACUUCCUGUGCAGCUACUGCCGCUGCUGCAUCGUUGCUGCAGUGCCGCAAUGCCGCUGACUCAUGUGCUGGCUGUGUGCGCAUGCCAAGCUGCGGGUGGAGCAUGGUGCGCCGUCAGUGCGUUCCAGCCCACCCGAUCGCAGCAAGAAGGACCUGUGAUGAAUCAAAAGCAGAGGACAUAGAGGGCCGUUCUGCGGAGCAGUGGUUGCAAUUGGCCGAGUCGUUGAUGGAUCCCGAGUCAGCAUCUUUUGGCCUGGCAUCCUUACAGGCUGCUUACGAAGCCCUUGAGCAUGGCAAGCAGGCAGCAACGGUGGCUGCGGCAACUGCGGUGGCAACUUCUGAGACGUUGUCGUCGAUCUUGCGCUGGCAGGCAGAGGUGAGACCGAAACUCGAAGGCGUGUUGGACGACAUGGAUGCUGAAGAGCUGAUUGCAGCAUCGCGGCAUGCUUCGCUUCUUUCGCUUUCUGUCAGACCUCGGGUGGUAUCACGUCGCAAGACAGCCGAUGCUUUGGAUUUCCUCUCUCGAGCAGAACCUGUUGUAAUCACAGACCUUUUCGAUACGAACUCCAGCCACCCUGUUCCACAGAAAUGGACACUGGAGUACCUCAAGCGGUUCAUGCACAAAGGCUUUUACAAUGUGGCUGCAGACAAUCGAAGUGCUUGCUGUCAGUACUAUGAGCCUCGACGAGUUGCGGCCGAGGCAGGGUAUCCGUAUCCCUUCCGCCCGAGGACGCACCUCUACAAAGAUCAUUUCGCGGGCUUUGUGGAAACUCUGCGAGCCAGUCGAGCCUCCCAAGCCUCCCAAGCCUCUGGUGAACCCUCUGGGGAGUCCAGUAGGUCCAGUCUUUUGCACCAUUACCUUCAUGAUGUCCUCAUGGAACGGGACGGCACUCCUGUGGUGGCGGGCGAGGCAGCGACACCGCAGGUCGCGGCAGAUUUAUCUGCUACUGUCACAGCCUUGCGACCCCUUUCACGCAUGCAGCCCUUCUUUGCGGGAAUCGCCAACGCAAAGUUGUGGGUCGGUCAGAAAGGGGUGACCAUGCCUUUGCAUUAUGAUUCCUCGGACAACUUGUACGUUAUGGCCUGGGGCAGAAAGCGUGCGAUCCUGGCAGAACCAGGACAGUACGGAGCUCUGUACCCUUACCCAAAUGCUCAUCCACUCGCCGGCAGCUCCCAAGUGAACUUGCAGGACCCUGAUCUUGCACGACACCCUGGUUUUGCAGACGCCGUCCUGUGGGAGACAGUGGUGGGGCCCGGGGACGUCUUGUAUUUGCCCGGGUACUGGUGGCAUCAAUUUGAGCAGCCUUUCGAGGACACAGCCUCUGUGAACCUGUGGUCCUACGAGCUUGAAGAUGGCUUGCCGCCAAGCGUGCGCGAUGCACGCAUGCGCACCAGUGUGCUGCACGACCAUCUGGAAAGAGAGAUGACCAAGGCCUUCAAAAACAAGGCCGGCGUGGUGUUGGCAGCAAUGGCCUCAGGAAGCGGAGCUCACAAGAAAGCCCGGGCGCGUGCAAAUCGCACUCUCUACGAGGCGGCAGAAGGCUGGAAAAGCUGGAUGGCCACCCUGCCAAACCCCGACCCCGUGGAGCCGCCCGAGAAACUCGUCGAGGCCUUCCUGGAGCGGUACCGGGACAUCCUCAAGCAGCGCUGGCGUGGAUGGGCGCCGGGUGUUGAAUGGAACCUUUCCCAGAUGACCGCGUUGGAGGUGCAUCUGCAGGCCCGUUGCGAACCUGCGCCGAAGACAGCCACCUACGCUAGCGUGUGCCGCUUCUUGGGCUGA